UCUCUGUGUGUCCUGGCUUUUCUAGUGCUUGAUAUGUCGGCUCGGCUCUGCCUCUGAGCGCUGAGCGCUGAGAUUAAAGCUUGGGCAACCACGCCUGGGGCUUUUUGUUGACGUUAAUGUUAACUAUGAAACUAAAAAUUUACAGGAUAUAUCAGGCACUUCUGUGCCAGGUUUUAACUUCUAAAAUCUUGUAUAGGCUAAGAUUGGCCAACAUUAGCUAGUCUUAUAUUGUCAAGUAUAGUAUGACUAAGAGUUUUCAGUCAGGGGUGGUGGCGCACACCUCUAUCUCAGCACUUGGGAGGCUGAGGCAGGCGGAUCUGUGAGAGUUUGAGGCCAACCUGGUCUACAAGAGAGUUCCAGUAUAGCCAGAGCUACUUAGAAAGAUCCUGUCUCAAAACAAAAACUAGUUUUUAGACAGGCAUGGUAGUACCUAUAACAUUUAGAGGCUGAGGCAGGAGAGUUACGAGUUUAUAACUAGGGUGAACCAGGCUAUAAAGCAGGACCUGGUCUCACACUAACAAAAGUUUUUACCUCGUGUCUAUCAACUGGAACCGUAAAAGGCAUGGAUGGUGAAGGUCAUACAACUAACCAUUCCCAGGCUCACUGUUUGGCAGACCUUUCAAGUGCCUAUGGAACAUUAUUUUAAAUCCACUGUAUUAAGUUACAAAUCUCCGUACAUUAAAAAUGAAAGGGACUGCAGGUGCCUCGGAGGUUAAGAGCAUAUAUUGCUCGUCCAGAGCAUAUGCCUGCCUUGGAUUCCUAGCGCCCACAUCAGGUGGCUCAGCCCAUAGAACUCUAACCACCAGGGUCCUGAUAGCCUGCACUCGUGCAUAGACCCUCACACACACACACACACACACACACACAUGCACACACACAUAGUUUAAAAAAUGAAAGGGAAGUAAUAUUGUCUCAUUCUGUAGAGGUUUGGAAUCACAUCAGAUGUCCAAAUUUUUGUUUUGGAACUGGGGAGGUGGGGCAAGAGUGUUGGCAGUCAGUGAAGAGUUGGUUCUUGGUUGGGUAUAGGGACAUUAACAACUGGUUACUGUGCUCAAGGAAAGGGGAACAAAUACAGUUAGACGUGAGUAUAGAAAUUAAGCCAGAUUUUUUUUUCUUUUAAGGAAAUGCAACUAUCAAUAUUGACUCCAGAAGAGAGAAGGUUAACAAUGGAAGACGUUGGGAAGGUUAUCAGAAAGCUGUCGUCAUCAAUGCCAGGCUCGGUCGAUGUCACAGGUUAAAACGUUUUCCCAGAGAAGAAAGACCGUAAGCACCAUGAUGGACUCAGAAGCGCAUGAUAAGAGGCCCCCAAUGUUGACCUCUUCAAACCAGGACCUGUCUCCUCACAUCGCAGACGUGGGUGAGGUAAAGCAUUACUUCUGUGGCUGCUGCGCGGCGUUCAACAAUGUGGCCAUCACCUACCCUGUCCAGAAGAUCCUCUUUCGGCAGCAGCUGUACGGCCUCAAAACCCGGGAUGCGAUACUCCAACUGAGAAGGGAUGGGUUUCGAAACUUGUAUCGUGGGAUCCUUCCCCCGCUGAUGCAGAAGACAACCACGCUGGCGCUUAUGUUUGGUCUGUACGAGGACCUGUCACGCCUGCUCCGCAAGCAUGUGAGCGGUGCUCCCGAGUUUGCCACCAGAAGUGUGGCGGCGCUGCUUGCUGGGACAACAGAAGCCGUUCUCACUCCAUUAGAAAGGGUUCAGACUUUGCUUCAGGACCACAAGCAUCACGAUAAGUUCACAAACACUUACCAGGCCUUCCGGGCCCUGAGAUGCCAUGGAAUCGCAGAGUAUUACCGAGGCUUGGUGCCUAUCCUUUUCCGAAAUGGAUUCAGCAAUAUCCUGUUUUUUGGCCUUCGAGGGCCCAUUAAGGAGCAUCUGCCUACUGCCACCACGAAUAGUGCGCAUUUGGUCAACGACUUUAUCUGUGGAGGUGUGCUGGGUGCCGUGCUGGGGUUCUUAAGCUUCCCAAUUAAUGUUGUAAAGGCUCGGAUCCAGUCUCAGAUUGGUGGGCCGUUCCAAUCUUUCCCCAUGGUUUUCAAGACAAUCUGGCUUGAGCGGGACAGGAAUCUGAUCAAUCUCUUCAGAGGAGCCCAUCUGAACUACCAUCGCUCUCUCAUCUCCUGGGGAAUAAUCAAUGCAACCUAUGAGUUUCUGUUAAAGAUUGUAUGAUAAGGUCACUAUAGGAAAUGUUAUUCUCCUCCAACUAGACCUAAAGAGAGUGCAGUUUGUCUUUGUUCCUAAUUGGCUUAAAUACCAGUUGGCAUAAGUCAGGCCAUAAUAUAUUAUGGACAAAGCAUUGACAAAACAUAAAGGGUUUCAGUGGGCAGAUGUCAGGGUUUUGGUUUGCUCAUUACUUGAGCUUUAGGCUGUUACCGGGUAACUAGCCGUGUGUCUGAUGACCUUUUCAGGGCGGCUGUCAGCCAAGGUAGAUUCCUUUUCCUCCCGGAAGCCAGCGGUUGCUAGGCCUUCUGUGUGGAAACGGUGGCAUCAGCAGCCAGAGCGUGUGCCCCUGUCCCAGGGCUUCUCAGGCUCACCUUCUCACCUCCUUCACUGCUUCUCCGCCCUCGGGCCAUCUUCACUAAACCCCAGCACUGCACGGUGCGGAGUUGUCCGAGUUAGCUCUGAGACUGAGGGCUGUUGAGGCAGCCAUUGUCCACACUUUACUUAGAUUUGGUAGACUGCGCAGCUAAUGACAGCUUUCAUUUCCCUGUUUAGCUUUGAACAUUUUCUCUUUAAUUCAGAAUGUGACUUUUAAGCCCUUCCAGAAUGUUCCUGUGCUUUUUUUUUUUACUGAAUUCAUUGCCAAAAGAUAGGGUGACCAGUGGGGGCAUUGUCCCUUGUGAGUGGUACCUGUCAUGUUCGUCUCCUGGUCUCUGGUACUAGACUUUAACAAUAAACACUUCCAUAAAGUUUUA
Myodes glareolus (Bank vole) is the source of this 2915-nucleotide messenger RNA. The record is from RefSeq and is a predicted model, not a curated record. NCBI's taxonomy places the organism in Eukaryota, Metazoa, Chordata, Mammalia, Rodentia, Cricetidae.